GUGUUGAUCUUCUUGGUCUUGCUUGUCUGGUGGCUGAACAUCUCCCCUGACGCUGGAAUCCAGUUCUUGGAUUUCUUCUCCGGAAAGGCCCGGUUGUCUCUUGUGGCUGAGGGGGCUGGGUUCAAAGUAGCAGCCUAUGACAAGAUCUAUGGGGACAAGCGUGGGGCCAAACGGGGCAAGCGAUCAGCAAUGGACCUGAAUUCCAAUGCCGGAAUGGUGCUAGCAAUCUCAUUGAUAUUGCGUUCUAAGCUGGACGAGCUCGUGGCAGCCUUUGGAGUAGUGUGCUCAACUUGGGUGCCAGUCAACAAAGGCACCUCCAAACGGUGCUACCUAUGUCCCCAUGGUGAUGAAAACGUCGUCAGUGUUCGCAAGGGUAACAAGAUGAUGGCAAGGAGCACGAUCCUGAUGUACUUGGUCAUCGCAGCUGGUGGUAAUUAUGUGCUGGAGAACCCACAGGGUUCUUUGGUAGUGCUACAUGCACGCUACGUACAACUGCUGCGUCGAUUGUUGGCCCUGGGUGUCACGGUGCCACUUCUGUGUUAUGACUGGUAUGAAUGA
Messenger RNA from Symbiodinium sp. CCMP2456, 558 nucleotides. The record is from the annotation of a GenBank genome assembly. NCBI's taxonomy places the organism in Eukaryota, Dinophyceae, Suessiales, Symbiodiniaceae.